Messenger RNA from Medicago truncatula (barrel medic), 1276 nucleotides. RefSeq lists its product as uncharacterized. The record is from RefSeq and is a predicted model, not a curated record. Lineage: Eukaryota; Viridiplantae; Streptophyta; Magnoliopsida; Fabales; Fabaceae. The coding region runs from base 141 to 1067 and encodes 308 amino acids. Gene Ontology annotation, molecular function: S-adenosylmethionine-dependent methyltransferase activity. The transcript is spliced from 8 exons.
CAUGAAUGAUCCUUGUCUAAGGAAAAUCCAACGGUGACAGUAUUACUAUGUUCCUAGAUAGACUAGACUAGAUUUUGUAGGUAGCAAAACAAGGUAACAGUAGUAUCAUCAUCAUCAUCAUCAUGUCUUGCUGAGUGAAGAUGACCAAUUUUGUUGGACUAAGGUUACCAGUUAUGUCCUGUUAUUGUGCGAGUACACCACAUCCUCGUACUGUUAAUGUUGUUGGUUCCUCUUCAUGUUCUCUAUUAAACAAGACAUUUAAGAAUGCUCCUCGACGCAUGUUAUUAGGCUUUGGAGCAUCUUCAUUCUUGUCUCACUUUAUCACUAACAUGUCUGCUUCUGGUUUCAAAUCCUUCAUUGCUUCUGCAAAAAUAACCGCUGGUCCCUCUGUUGAUCAGAUACUAAAGAAUGUGGAAUGGCCAGAGCAAUUCCCCUUUAAGGAGGAAGAUUUUCAACGCUAUGAUGAGUCAUCAGAUUCUACAUUCUAUGAAUCACCACGAUUCGUAACACACAUUGAUGACCCUGCAAUUGCUGCUCUAACUAAGUAUUACUCCAAAGUUUUCCCACCUAGCAAUACUCCUGGAGUAAGCAUUUUGGAUAUGUGUAGCAGUUGGGUCAGCCAUUUUCCACCCGGAUACAAGCAAGAACGAGUUGUAGGAUUAGGCCUGAAUGAAGAAGAAUUGAAGAGAAACCCGGUCCUCACGGAGUAUACUGUACAAGACUUAAAUGUGAACCCUAAACUCUCAUUUGAAGAUAACUCUUUCGAUGUCAUCACUAAUGUGGUCAGUGUUGACUACCUAACAAAGCCUCUUGAUAUUUUCAAGGAGAUGAAUAGGAUACUCAAGCCAGGUGGAUUGGCCAUAAUGAGCUUUUCAAACAGAUGCUUCUUUACAAAAGCCAUUUCUAUAUGGACAUCAACCGGGGAUGCCGAUCAUGUUAUGAUUGUUGGAUCCUAUUUUCAUUAUGCAGGAGGGUUUGAACCUCCUCAGGCUGUGGAUAUUUCUCCAAAUCCUGGACGCUCGGAUCCCAUGUACAUUGUGUACUCUAGGAAGCUGGCUACCGCAUAAGAGAAACAUGAACCGAUAAUUCGUAGCUGUGCCUUUACCUAUCAGCAGUUAUUGUGAUGGGGAAUUCGCUCAUAUUGUAUGCCAAUGAUUUUGUUCUGAGAAAUCAAAACACCAAUAGAAAUCAAAUCACAUUGGCAAGCUGAUUUUGAUUGCUUAUUAUUAGUGUUACACUUGUACCAUGUAGUACAUUAAUAAUAGAAGACAAUGCC